CAGACUCACUGGCAGGGGAAGAGCCAGGACUCGUUUCCCACAGAGGAUUUUUAAGUCUCCUUAAAAAGCUCUUAGGAGCUCAUCACCACCAGUAAAGCUGUAUAAGCACCGGGUUGACGGGACCGAAGGAAGUGGCGCGUCGUACGGGGAGCUGCCUACUGAAAUCGCCAUGAGUUACAAACCGAUUGCUCCUGCGCCCUCUGGCUCCAACCACACACCUCCAGGCUCCUCUGUGCCCUCUCCAUCCCUCCCCUCGUCAUCUAACUUUAGGCCGGCUUUUAGUGACUUUGGCCCACCCUCCAUGGGCUUUGUUCAGCCUGUCAAAGUGUCUCAAGGGUCCACCUACAGUGAGCUACUGUCCGUCAUCGAGGAGAUGAGCCGUGAGAUCAGGCCUACAUACGCUGGGAGCAAGAGCGCUAUGGAGAGGUUAAAGAGAGGUAUAAUCCAUGCCCGUGCACUGGUCAGGGAGUGCCUCGCAGAGACGGAGAGAAGUGCACGCACAUAACCUUUUGGAAAGCUCCCUUCACUCCUCACUCUUUCCCAGUAGAAGCCUGUCUUCAUCAAGAUCCCCAUCGUCUGUUUUACAAACAUUUUUUAUCCUCUCACCUUUUUCGCUUUCCUUGAUGGCUUUUUAUAGGUGCAUUAUGUCCUCCUUGUCUCCACUGUUCCCUGCAUUCCACCACACUGAUUCUGUUCAGCACAAACUUUCUGCGAGCUGUGGGGUGUAUGCAAAAUGCCGUUUUGUAUCUGUUUUGAAAUAAGAGUGGUGUGGGGGGGGGGUUCAACAUAUUUUUAAAUUGAGCUGUGGGAAAAACUUCAGUAAAAUUGAUGGGAAUAUUUAAGGUAUUUGUUCAAUAAUGGGGAAAAAAACAAAGUUUUUUUAAUGAAGAAAUCCUUGUUCCAGCUGCACCUGUGCCCAAGUUUCUAAUCCAAACAUGAUUCUGCAACCACUGAUUUUUUUUGUGCUAAUCUGAGCAUCUUGAAUAUACCCCAUUUCCAUCCACACUUUUUUCCCCUCAUUUUUUUGUAGUGUAAACACAGAUUAGACAUUUCUCAAUCCCAAGAAUGCUGUACAUCUCAAGUCAAUUUGUUAGUAUGGAAAUUUUGUAAACCAGAUUUUUGCAGUUCUGUAUGUAUAUCUUAAUUAAAUAACAAAAAAAAACA
Messenger RNA from Centropristis striata (black sea bass), 1164 nucleotides. RefSeq names its product cyclin dependent kinase 2 associated protein 2 (gene cdk2ap2). The coding region runs from base 170 to 505 and encodes 111 amino acids. The transcript is spliced from 5 exons. Gene Ontology annotation, cellular component: microtubule; cytoplasm; nucleus. The record is from RefSeq and is a predicted model, not a curated record. Lineage: Eukaryota; Metazoa; Chordata; Actinopteri; Perciformes; Serranidae. Gene Ontology annotation, biological process: regulation of microtubule cytoskeleton organization; negative regulation of G1/S transition of mitotic cell cycle.